AUGAAGGGAAAAUCUAUAAAUAAAGAAGAAAAUGAAGGGGAGGACGAUUUUCCAGAAGGUUCAAGAGGUGAGGUUUCUGUUUUGCGUUGGAAGAAGCGAGAAGCAGCUGCAUCCAACAAAACGACAUUUUAUACCUUCUUCUUCCAUCCUGUGUUCAGUAAGCACCCCCAGCAACCAGACACUCGAUUUAUGUCUUCUCUCCCUUGGCUGGUUUGUGGAGAUUUUAAUUGUAUUUUAUCACAAUCUGAAAAACGUGGAGGCCCUCCUUACUCGAGCAAUCUGAUUAAUGGGUUUUUGUCUGUCUUGAAUGAUACUGGUUUGCAUGAAAUCACGUUGUAUGACUUUGAGUUUAUGUGGAACAAUGGGCGUGGUGAAGGUGCGAUGGUGGAAGAGAAGAUUGAUCAGUUUUUUGCUUCUGAAUCAUGGAGACAACAAUUUAAUUUAUCUAGAGCAGAGACCAUAUCUUAUUCCUCUUCUGAUCAUCUUUCCAUCUUCUUGCAAAUUCAAACCUAUGUGCCUAGAGACCGUGUUCACUUGUUUCGAUUUGAAAAUCAAUGGACAGAAGAAGAAGAGUGUCGUUCCAUUGUUGAUUCAUGCUGGAAAUCGAAAGCCCUUCGACCUGUGCAAAGCCGUCUAGAUGUUUGUCGGAAUAGACUUGAUAAUUGGAAAAGAAAUUUAAAGCGAAUCUAUGCACAAGGUUUGCAGAGAGAGACUUAUUGGAAGCAGAGAGCUAAUGGACAACGGCUACGGGGUGGUGAUCAGAACACUAGAUUCUUUCAUAUGAAGGCCACUGCUCGUCAAAGGAAAAAUCAGUUUGUACAUGAUUCUAUGGAGUUGUCCAGUUUAAUACCAAUUGGUGUUAUGGAGGAGGACAAUCACUCUUUGCUUGCCCCUUAUACAUCGGAGGAGAUUCAGCAGGCCAUUUUCAGUAUGCAGUCAGAUAAAUCACCUGGCCAUUGUUUUGAUCCCCAAGAAGAAGACGCCGGCAACUAUGGGAGACUUACGGCCGAUUACUUUGUGUCAGCUUAUGAGGUGUUGAAUUAUAUGAGAAGUCGUCGUCGGGGAAAGGAUGGCUAUGUGGCUUUGAAAAUAGAUAUUAGGAAAGCGUAUGAUCGCUUGGAGUGGCCCUUUAUUCGGUUCAUGCUUCAGUCGUUGGGGUUUGAUGCUAAAUUUAUUGAUUUGGUGAUGUUCUGUGUUAGUACAAUGUCUUACCAGGUUCUCCAUCAAGGACAACUAUUGGGUCCUAUAGCACCGCAGCGUGGAGUUCGACAGGGAGACCCACCGUCACCAUACCUAUUCAUUCUAUGUGUUGAGGGCCUGUCUUAUAUGAUUAGAGCACAAGUGGCUACCAAUGCUCUUCACAGUUGUAUCAUUGCUACUGAUGUACCUCAGAUCACUCACCUUUUCCUUGCAGAUGACAACUUGCUUUUUUUCAAAGUCGAGAUUAGUGAGGCUCAGAUUGUUCAAGAGGUGCUUGAUUUCUAUGCAAGAAUGUCUGGGCAGGUUAUAAACUUUAAUAAAUCUAUUAUUUGCUAUAGUGCUAAUGUGCCUGCCUCUAGACGAGUGGCCAUCUAUGAGUUAUUGCAUAUUGUUGAAGGAGAUGGCAUUGGGAAUUACUUGGGAUUGCCCAUGAAUGUUGGUAGAAAUAAGGCAGAGGUUUUUCAUUUUUUGAAGGAUAAAGUUUGGAAACGGCUUAAUUCUUGGAGUCACAGAAGCUUAUGGCACGGUUUUGGUGGGGUAAAGGGAAAAAUUAUGACAAAGGCAUGCAUUGGAUGUCUUGGUUUAGCUAGGCCUAAAAUUGGUGGGGAUCUUAGCUUUAAAAAGCUUAGGGAGUUCAACUUGGCAAUGCUAGGUCGUGUUGGUUGGAAUUUGAUUUUGAAUCCUCACUCCUUGGUGGCCUCAUUAUUAAAAGCACAUUACUAUCCUAUUGUCUUCUUCUUAGAUGCCCCAAAAGGUACAAACCCUAGUUUUGUUUGGACUAGUAUUCGUGCAUCGCAGGGUCUCCUUCGUCAAAGAAUUUUAUGGCGCAUUGGUAGUGAUUCGAUGGUGCCCAUUUGGCUUGAGCCUUGGCUGCCUGAUAGAGAGAACCCUUUCAUUACAUCAUAUUUUGAAACUUCUGUUGGAGUCCAUUAUGUUAGUGAUCUUAUUCAAAAUGGCACAUAG
Molecule: messenger RNA, 2163 nt
Organism: Manihot esculenta (cassava)
Lineage: Eukaryota; Viridiplantae; Streptophyta; Magnoliopsida; Malpighiales; Euphorbiaceae
Exons: 7
Coding region: 1-2163 (720 amino acids)
Source: RefSeq, a predicted model, not a curated record